Acanthosepion pharaonis is the source of this 1062-nucleotide messenger RNA. Lineage: Eukaryota; Metazoa; Mollusca; Cephalopoda; Sepiida; Sepiidae. The record is from the annotation of a GenBank genome assembly.
AUGACCUUUUCGUUUUACACGGAAGACAGCCUAUCCUUUCCUUUCAUUCAUUUCAUUUUGCAUUUUACCUUCGAUUUCUUCAGGUAUUAUCAUUAUAGAUCCCUUUUAUCUUUCACUUCUUUUGCAGUUCUUUUUACCGUCUCUUUCAGCUCGUAUCCUUAUCCCUUUCCUUUUCAAUCACUACUUUGCAUUUUUACCUUUCGAUUUCUUUCAGUAUUAUCAUUUAUAGAUCUCUUUCUAUUUUCACUUAUUUGCAUUUCUUUAAAAGUCUCUUCAGCUCGUAUACUUUCUUUCCUUUUAUUCACUUUACUUUCUCGUAUAUCCUUUCCUUUCAUUCACUACUUUGCAUUUUACCUUCGAUUUUCUUCACUCUUGUAUCCUUUCCUUUCAUUCAUUCACUUUUGCAUUUUACUUUCUGAUUUCUUCUGGUAUUAUUUUUAUAGAUCCUUUUAUCUUUUCAAUACUUUGUAUUUCUUUUUACUGUCUCUUCAGCUCGUAUCCCUCCUUUCAUUCACUACUUUGCAUUUUUCUUCUGAUUUUUUCAGCUCGUAUCCUCCUUUCAUUCACUAUCCUUUUACUCUUUCCUUUCAUUCAGUUUUUUGCAUUUUAGAUCCUUUCAUUUUUCACUUAUUUUGCAUUUAUAGAUACUGUAUCUUUCAGUACUUGCAUCCUUUCCUUUCCUUAUUGAAUAUACUUUCCAAUUUACCUUUUCGAUUUCAACACUUUGCCCGUGACCAUGGACCUUUUACGUUUACACGAAGACAGGCAUUUCUUUUUUACUGUCUCUCUUUCAGCUCGUAUCAUUUCCUUUUCCUUUCAUUAACUACCAUUUUACCUUUUGAUUUCUCCAGGUAUUAUCACUAUAGAUCCCUUUUUUCAUCUUUUCACUUUCUUGCAUUUCUUUUACCGUCUCUUCAGCUCUUUAUCCUCCCCUUUUCUCUUUCCUUUCAUUCUCACAUAACUUUGCAUUUUACUCUUCGAUUUCUCUUAGGUAUUACUAUUUAUAGAUCCUUUUUAUCUUUCACUUUUGCAGGUGAGUUAAUCCAGAAGUCUCUUUCAUAA